Molecule: messenger RNA, 1432 nt
Organism: Actinia tenebrosa (Australian red waratah sea anemone)
Lineage: Eukaryota; Metazoa; Cnidaria; Anthozoa; Actiniaria; Actiniidae
Source: RefSeq, a predicted model, not a curated record
CCACCAGGUGUAGAGCCCAUUACUAUUGAUGAUUUGGAUGACCCUGCUAGUGAUGCUGAUUUAUUAACACCGGCUUUGGAAUGCACUACAUCUCCUGAGAAAGCUCUUCAUCUUUUUCAAAAGCAAACCAUCGUUGCUACACCAAAAGAGCGUAUAUUCCUAUCCAGGUUAGAUGGCAUACCUGAGAUGAAGAGAGAAAUAAUGGGAAUAUACAAAAAUCCACAGACAAACCUGCAUAGAGCUCCCAGAGUACGCUUCGAAGAGGAAGAUGGCAUUGGCUGUGGACCCGUGAGGGAGUUCUUCAGCAAUGUCAUUAAGAUCAUUGAAGAAGGAAUAUCGUCAUCAUCAUCAAAACCACUUAUGUUCCUAGAGGGCGAAACUGAUCAUCGCCUCCCAAUACAUGAUCAGUCUCUUCGUGCUAUUGGGGCUUUUAAGGCUGUUGGAAGGAUGAUAAGUCACUCUGUCCUGCAUGGUGGGCCAUUUGUAUAUGGGUUAUCUCCUGYGGUGAAGCAAUAUCUCUCAACAGAAGCUAAUGACAAACAGCUGUCUUUGACACUAGCUAUUGAAGACAUACCAGACAUUGAAUUGAGACAACUAAUAUCAGAACUUGAUGAACUGCUUUUGGACCAGAAUGUAAGUCCAGAGCAAAGACUUGCCAUUCAGCCUUACUUGUUUGAGGCUGGUUUAGACCCAGAUGAAUUAAACCAGAACAGGAAGUUCCUACUGGAUGGUCUGAUGACCUACAAUGUCAUAGACAAGAGACGCCUUGAGCUAGAUGACAUCAUAAAAGGCAAGUCGAGUAUUCAAUACAGUUUAUACAUUUACAAGUUGUUGUUCAUUGAUAUUUGUACAGGAAUGAAUGAGGUUUCACUGCMCCGUUUCUUAACAAGAUUCCCUACUUUGGCUACCCUGAUAUUCCCUUCAGAAUGCGAAAGAGUUAUUUAUGGUUCUGACAUUAAAGCAGUAAUUACUAAUGAGGAGAAAGAUUUAAAUGAGUGUAAUAAAAGGGCUGCAUUAUGGUUCAAUGAUUACAUUGAUGACAUUGAAACAAAUUCAGAAGAUGGCGCUAAGCUAGUAGACCUGGUAUGUUUCUGGACUGCAGGUGGCUUGCAAGUUUCAAAUGGACAGCUGUUGGUCAAGUUUGAUGGUGGAGCAAACAACCUUCCAUUGUCAGAAACCUGCUUUAAAUCUAUCAUACUUCCRACAAAACAUGAAGAAUAUUCUUCUUUCAAAAAAAACAUGGACAUUGCUUUGAAAUAUGGGUCCAAGGGCUUCAGUUUUCACUGAUGGCAUGACAAUAAAAUUGGUAUAAGGAUUUUCUGUUGCCAAGUUGUCAGCAAAAGUGGUCUUGUGCAUGAUGCAUAUAUAUCUGUUGUUAAAGUUUAUAUACGUUUUACAGUAUUUUUUAAUACAUUUGUAAUUGAUUUUUGUA